Molecule: messenger RNA, 7429 nt
Organism: Patiria miniata (bat star)
Lineage: Eukaryota; Metazoa; Echinodermata; Asteroidea; Valvatida; Asterinidae
Product: acetyl-CoA carboxylase-like
Exons: 52
Coding region: 240-7403 (2387 amino acids)
Biological process (GO): fatty acid biosynthetic process
Molecular function (GO): acetyl-CoA carboxylase activity; ATP binding; metal ion binding
Source: RefSeq, a predicted model, not a curated record
AUCGUAUGUUUUUGCUCGAUGUGCCAGCUCCAGAUCCAUGCGUUGAUCCCGUGCACAAAAACCUUAGUUUUCACUGAACAAGCAAAGCAGCAAGACAAGAUUCGGUUUUGACCAUUCCAUAUACAUGUAAUUUGCCUUAUCAGAGAACAUCAAGUGUUCACAUCUUUAUCAUGUUUAUGAGUGAAAUGCGUGCAGCAGAAGCAUUCUACUAUUGACUGAGUAACCUGCAAGCAACCACGAUGUCAACUGGUAAAAAAGAAACGGACGUUGAUGCGAAAAAAGCAUCAACAGCCACGGUGAGUAAUGGGGACCGCCAAACCGACGAGACGUCAACCAGCGCCAACGGACGGCGGUCGUCCAAGUCCAGACGGGACAGCAACAAGCGCGUGGUGUUCCGUCUGUCGGAGGACUCCACAGCCGAUGAGGGUUCCGUUGGUGGUCCGGAGGAGGAGGGUCAAGACGUGGCCGGCGAGAUGGCGAACGGGGACGUCUUUAUGAAUCAAGCAGAUGCUGCGAAGGAGUUGAAACGAGCGCGUAAUCAAUCCCAUGAUUCCUCUGACCCUGUGCCCAGUCCUAGUGCUUCCAUAUUACGCCAUAAACGAUCCUCCUUUGACAACUUUCGCCACACCAUGUCCGGCAUGAACCUGGUGGAGCUUGGCAACCAGCCAAUUAAUAAGAGCGAGUGGCGACGCGGGAGGCGUGACAGUAAAGACAUGUCUGUUGCCACGCCGACCGAGUUUGUCAAGAAAUUCGGCGGUGACUACGUCAUCAACAAGAUCCUUAUUGCCAAUAACGGCAUUGCUGCAGUGAAGUGUAUGCGCUCCAUGCGACGCUGGGCAUUUGAAGUAUUCCGUAAUGAGAAAGCCAUCCGUUUUGUCGUCAUGGUAACGCCGGAGGAUUUGACAGCUAAUGCUGAGUACAUCAAGCAUGCCGAUCACUACGUCCCAGCCCCUGGUGGUUCCAACAAUAACAACUACGCCAACGUGGAGCUGAUUCUUGACAUUGCCAAGAGGGUGCAGGUGGACGCGGUGUGGGCUGGGUGGGGGCAUGCCUCGGAAAACCCCAAACUGCCCGAGAUGCUUCAUAAGAAUGGAAUUGCUUUCAUUGGUCCGUCCGAGAAGGCAAUGUGGGCACUGGGGGACAAGAUCGCCUCGUCCAUUGUCGCUCAGAGCGCCAACGUUCCGACGUUACCGUGGAGCGGGGACAGUCUGCGUAUCAACUGGACGGAGGAGGAUGCUCGCAGCGGCAACUUCAUCACCGUCCCUGAUGAUAUCUACCAGAAGGGAUGCGUGAAAGAUGCUGAGGAGGCUUUGCAGCAUGCUGAGCGCAUUGGCUUCCCAGUAAUGAUCAAAGCGUCCGAGGGCGGUGGUGGCAAAGGCAUUCGAAAAGUGGAGAACAAGGAGGACUUUGCCAGUCUAUUUAGACAAGUUCAGAGUGAAGUUCCGGGAUCACCAAUCUUUGUCAUGAAGCUAGCCAAAAGUGCAAGGCAUUUGGAAGUGCAAUUGAUCGGCGACAAAUAUGGCAACGCCAUCUCCUUAUUUGGUCGGGACUGUUCCAUCCAGCGUCGGCAUCAGAAGAUCAUUGAGGAAGCCCCUGCCACAGUGGCUCAGUCCCACGUCUUCAGAGAAAUGGAGAAGGCUGCAGUCAAACUAGCCAAGUUGGUUGGUUACUGCAGUGCAGGUACCGUGGAGUAUCUAUACAACGAUCACGAUGGUUCGUUCCAUUUCUUGGAGCUGAACCCACGUCUUCAAGUGGAGCAUCCUUGCACUGAGAUGGUAGCUGGAGUCAACCUGCCUGCCCUACAGUUACAGGUUGCAAUGGGAAUUCCAUUACACAGAAUCAAGGACAUCCGAGUCCUGUAUUCAGAGAAUCCCUGGGAAGACACACCAAUUGAUUUUGACAACCCAUUGGUCCUUCCUGAACCCAAAGGUCACGUCAUCGCCUGUAGAAUCACCAGUGAGAACCCAGAUGAGGGUUUCAAGCCCAGCUCUGGUACCGUGACAGAGUUGAACUUCCAGAGCAACACCAAUGUGUGGGGCUAUUUCAGCGUGGCUGCCUCCGGUGGUCUGCACGAGUUUGCCGAUUCUCAGUUUGGUCAUUGUUUCUCAUGGGGCGAAGAGAGAGAAGUUGCCAGAGAGAACAUGGUGGUGGCGUUGAAGGAGUUAUCGAUCCGCGGUGAUUUCAGGACGACCAUCGAGUAUUUGGUCAUGUUGCUGGAGACCACUGCCUUCCAGCAUAAUGAGUUUGACACGGCCUGGCUGGAUGUUCUCAUUCGGGAAAAAGUCCAGGUUGAGAAGCCCAACACCAUCCUGGGAGUUAUUUGUGCCUCUCUGCACAUUGCUGAUAGCUCCAUUAGUGAAAACUUCACCAACUAUCAGACAUCUCUUGAGAGAGGCCAGGUCCUGCCAGCCAACAUGCUGAGCAACACCCGAGAAGUGGAGAUGAUCUACGAGGGCUACAAGUACCUCAUCAAUGUGACCAGGCAAGGUCCCAGCAGCUACUUCCUGUGCCUGAACGGCUCCACCCUGGAGGUCGACGUCCAUCGGAUGUCAGACGGCGGUUUACUCGUCUCAUUUGAGGGGAGCAGCUACACGUCAUACUUCAAGGAGCAGAUCGAUAGUUACCGCAUCACCAUCGGCAACCAGACCUGCGUCUUUGAGAAGGAGAACGAUCCCAGUAUCCUGAGGUCCUCCUCGGCCGGUAAACUGCUCCAGUACCUCAUAGAUGACGGAGGACACGUCUACGCCGAUCAGGCGUACGCCGAGAUUGAAGUCAUGAAGAUGGUCAUGAGCCUGAGAGUGCCAGAGACUGGAUGUGUUCACUUUGUGAAGCGGCCGGGUGCUGUGCUGGACCAGGGCAGUGUAGUAGCCAAGCUGGACCUAGAUGACCCAACGAGAGUACAGAAGGCUCAGCUGUACAAAGGCGAGCUACCGAACACAACCAAGACUCAAGGGACAGAGACCCACGGCUGGAAACUCAAUAUGAUGUUUAAGAAAACCAGGGAAGCCUUGGAGAACAUCAUGAACGGAUUCUGUCUGAAUGAACCUCACUUCACCAAGAAGAUGACGGAAACAGUGAACCAACUGAUAACGGCGAUUCGAGACCCGGCCCUCCCUCUCCUGGAGAUGAAGGAAAUGAUCGCGGCCGUCUCUGGACGCCUACCUCCGGCCGUGGAGAAAGAGAUAAGGAAACAGCUCAAUGCUUACGGCAGCAACAUCACAUCAGUCUUGUGUCAGUUCCCUAGCCAACAGAUUGCCAACGUUGUUGACCGCCAUGCAGCUACACUGCAGAAGCGAUCUGACAGAGAUGCAUUCUUUAUGCACACACAAGGCAUCGUACAGCUUGUACAGAGGUAUCGGAAUGGCAUUCGUGGCCACAUGAAGUCGGUCAUUCAGGAUCUCCUGCGGAUUUACCUACGUGUGGAGACCAAGUUCCAGCAGGGGCCCUACGACAAGUGCGUGAUGAGCCUCCGCGACGAGUUUAAGACCGAGAUGUCUAACGUAGUCUGGAGCAUCUUCUCUCACGCUCAGGUUGCCAAGAAGAAUCAGCUGGUUGUCCAAAUCAUUGAGCGUGUCAGCAAUCGUGAGACCGGCCUAACGGAAGAACUGUCGGAGAUUCUAGGUGAGCUGACCACACUCAGCAAGCAGGACCACUCCAAAGUGGCACUGCGGGCUCGGCAGGUGCUGAUAGCGGCCCAUCAACCCUCCUAUGAGCUCAGACACAACCAGGUGGAGAGUAUCUUCCUGUCCGCUAUCGACAUGUAUGGUCAUCAGUACUGCCCUGAUAGUCUCAAGAAACUGAUCAUGUCAGAAACCACCAUCUUUGAUGUGUUGCCAAGCUUUUUCUUCCAUAGCAACCCGGUUGUCCGAAGAGCUGCCUUGGAGGUGUACGUGAGGAGAGCUUACAUUGCCUAUGAGCUGAACUGCCUGCACCACUCUGUACUCAAGAACUCCCUAUGUGUGUUAGAAUUCCAGUUCAUGCUUCCGUCCUCCCAUCCAAACAGUACCAUGACUUUCCCGAGGACCAGGAUCUUACCAGAUAUGUCUGUUCAGGCACGGUCAGCCAGCUUUGGUGAGGAACAGAUAGGGGCCAUGGUGCCCCCAUGUCAGCGCAUGGGUAUCAUCUGUGCCUUCUCAUCCAUGGAAGAAUUCAAGAGUUACUUUGAUGAUGUGAUUGAUCAGUUUGCUGACGUGCGCUUCAAGUUCUCAAGUUUCAGCGAGUCGGAUCACAAGGAGAACGUAUGUCCACCUGGAGAACCUAUCCACAUCGUCAACAUUGCCAUUCAUCUUGAGAAGAACACGAAAACCGACAACGAACUUGUGGAUAUGUUCCGGGGUUUCUGCCAAGAGAAGAAACAGCAGUUGCUGAGCAGAGACAUCCGCAGAAUCACCAUUCUGUUCUGGAGUAGGAAGGACUUCCCCAAGUACUUCACCUUCAGAGCUCGACAGGAUUUCCAAGAGGAUCGGAUCUAUCGUCACUUGGAGCCAGCCUUGGCCUUCCAGCUGGAGAUCAACAGGAUGAGUAACUUUGAUCUCCAGUUGAUGGAUCGCGCUAACUACAGAAUGCACCUGUACCUGGGAUCCGCCAAGGUUCAGAAGGGUCAGGAGGUGACGGACUAUCGGUUCUUCGUCCGUGCCAUCAUCCGUCAUUCAGAUCUCAUCACCAAGGAGGCUUCAUUUGAGUACCUACACAACGAGGCUGAGAGGAUGCUACUAGAAGCACUGGACGAACUGGAACUGGCCUUCAAUCACCCAGAUUCUAAGCGGACGGACUGCAAUCACAUCUUUCUGAACUUUGUGCCGACGGUUGUCAUGGAUCCUAUGAAGGUUGUGGAUAGCCUGAGGUCCAUGGUGCUGAGGUAUGGCCAUAGGCUGUGGAAGCUACGAGUCCUCCAGGCGGAACUCAAAAUGACAGUCAAGUUACCAGCAGGGAAGUCUAUUCCAAUCCGUAUCUUCAUCACGAAUGAGUCUGGCUACAACCUGGCCAUCACACUGUACAAGGAAGAGACUGACCCCACCACUGGACAGGUGAAAUUCAUCUCUUUCACUGAGAAGCAAGGCAGUCUUCAUGGCCGGCUGGUCAACACUCCCUACGUGACCAAGGACCAUCUACAACUCAAGCGGUACCAAGCACAGACAUUGGGUACAACGUAUGUCUACGACUUCCCAGACAUGUUCAAGCAGAAACUGAGACGUAUCUGGGAGGAACAUAAAGCAGUGCACAAGGAUACAGUCAUCCCAGAGGAACUGGUGAGCGGGAGUGAGCUAGUUCUGGAUAGUCAGGGAACCUUGACCUCAGUCAACAGAAUGCAUGGAGAAAACAGGGUCGGCAUGGUGGCUUGGAAGUUCACCUUCUUGACCCCAGAGUACCCCGAAGGUCGCGAUGUCAUCAUCAUAGCAAACGACAUCACCUUCAAGAUCGGUUCAUUUGGACCCGAUGAGGACAUGCUGUUUGAGAAAGCAUCGGAGCUCUCUCGUUCCCUGGGAAUUCCUCGCAUCUACCUGUCAGCCAAUAGCGGGGCCAGGAUUGGACUAGCAGAGGAGGUCAAGCAACGGUUCAAGGUGGCCUGGGUUGACCCUGCCAAACCAGACAAGGGUUUCAAGUAUCUAUACCUGACUCCAUCAGACUACAAACAGCUGCUGGCGCUCAACUCACUACGCGCCGAGCACAUAGAAGAAGAUGGGGAGUCAAGGUACAAGAUCACUUACAUCAUUGGUCAAGAGGAAGGCCUCGGUGUGGAGAAUCUGAGUGGGAGUGGCAUGAUUGCUGGCGGGUCAUCAAGGGCGUAUGAAGAGAUUAUCACUCUGAAUCUGGUCACAUGUCGAGCCAUCGGUAUUGGUUCCUACGUUGUGCGUCUCGGUCAACGCAUCGUUCAAGUGGACAACUCUCACAUCAUCCUGACCGGCGCAGGGGCACUCAACAAGGUUCUCGGACGGGAAGUGUACACCUCCAAUAACCAGCUAGGGGGUAUCCAGAUCAUGCACAACAACGGAGUGACUCACGCCGUGGCUCAGGACGACUUCGAAGGAGUCCUCACCAUCCUGAAGUGGUUGUCCUACAUGCCCAAGUGUCGUGACGCGGGAGUUCCCAUCAUCCUAAGCGUGGAUCCCAUCGACCGUGAGAUUGAAUUCCUGCCAACAAAGGCUCCCUACGAUCCUAGGCACAUGCUGGCUGGAAGACCUAACCCAGAGAAUCCCCAAGAGUGGCAGUCAGGUUUCUUUGAUAAAGGCUCCUUCAUGGAGAUCAUGGAAGCCUGGGCUCAAACCGUCGUAGUCGGCCGAGCAAAGCUGGGUGGAAUACCCGUUGGUGUGGUUGCCGUGGAAACGCGUACUGUCAACGUGGAUAUCCCAGCUGACCCUGGCAACCCAGACUCAGAAGCAAAGUCAAUAGCCCAAGCAGGCACAGUCUGGUUCCCAGACUCGGCUUUCAAGACUGCACAGGCAAUCAAGGACUUUGGUCGGGAGCAACUGCCUCUCAUCGUCUUUGCCAACUGGAGAGGUUUCUCUGGUGGAAUGAAAGACAUGUACGAGCAGGUUCUCAAGUUUGGUUCGUACAUUGUGGAUGCACUGUGUGAAUACAAGCAACCUGUCAUGGUGUACAUACCGCCUAACGGUGAGCUGAGAGGUGGAUCUUGGGUGGUGAUUGAUUCCACCAUCAAUCCUCAGUUUAUGGAGAUGUAUGCUGAUCAGGAGAGCAGAGGUGGAGUGUUGGAGCCGGAAGGGACAGUAGAGAUCAAGUUCCGUAAGAAGGAUCAAGUGAAGCUGAUGCGGCGGAUUGACGACACGUGCAUCUCGUUACUGAGUGAGAUUGCUGCUACGGGAAUCAAUCGAGAGGAGAAGGCUGCCAUUGAGAAGAAGUUGAAGGAUCGUGAGGACUACCUGCUGCCAAUCUACCACACCGUGGCAGUCAAUUUUGCUGAUCUUCACGACCGUGCCGGCAGGAUGCAGGAGAAACAAGUCAUUUCUGAUGUCAUUCAGUGGUCCACAUCCCGCGCUUUCUUCUACUGGCGUCUGCGUCGCCUUCUCCUGGAGCACAAGAUUUGCGGUCGCAUCCAGCAAGUCAACCAGAAGCUGUCCAGAGGAGAAGUCUUUGCAAUGCUGAGACGAGUCUUCAUGGAGGACAAGGGAACUGUCAACUCGUAUCUAUGGGAGGACAAUAAAGCCGUUGCUGAUUGGCUGUUGGAACAAGAGAGACAGGAGAAAGAAGAGGGCCAGUCGGCCAUCUUGGAUAACAUCAAAGCCGUCAAGAGAGACCGAGUCAUCCACCAGAUUCGAAGGAUCAUUCAAGAUAAUCCAGAGGUUGCCAUGGAUUCCAUCGUGCACAUCAGCCAACAACUCAACCCCAAUCAGCGGACCGAGGUCACCAGAGUGUUGUCCACAAUGGGGUCACAUGACUCCAGCUAAAGAGAAGUCGGUCAAUAGCAAACGAC